AGGAAGGCGAUCCGGCUGUUUCUCCACGACCCACCCCAACUCAAGGCCAGUGGUGUGACCUUAGCUCCAGAGUGAAGGAGACUGAGGCUCCAGGUGGCUCUCUGUCCCACCCCUGUGUGUAUGCUGGGUAUUGGGUGGCUGCAUCUGUCAAAACGGCCUGGUGGGGCUGCUGGAAGCUCAAGAGUCCUCCUCAGACAGGUGUCAGCAACUCCAGAAUGUGGCUGCUUGCAAGCCUUGUGCUGCUCCUGACCAGCUGGGGAGUGUCCGGCACACCUGCUCCUCUCGACUCAGUGUUCUCCAGCAGCAAGGAUGCCCACCAGAUUCUACGCAUCCGCAAACGUGCCAACACCUUCCUGGAGGAGCUCCGGGCCAGCAGCCUGGAGCGGGAGUGCAUGGAGGAGAUCUGUGACUUUGAGGAGGCCCGAGAAGUUUUCCAAGAUGUGGAUAAAACACUGGCUUUCUGGUCUAAGUACUUCGACGAGGACCAGUGCUCCGCGCCGCCCCCGGAGCACCCGUGCGACAGCCCGUGCUGCGGCCACGGCAGGUGCAUCGACGGCAUCGGAGGCUUCCGCUGCGACUGCAGCCAGGGCUGGGAGGGCCGCUUCUGCGCGCACGGUGAGCGGCUCAGGCUCCCGGGGAGGGGUGGUGGGGGGCGGGGAGGCUGUGGUGGUAGUGAUGGGGAGCCCUGCGCCGGCACACGGCGUGGGUGGCAUCGUGUCACCAUCCCGUGCCCUGCAGAGGUGCUCUUCUCCAACUGCUCGGUGGACAACGGCGGCUGCGGGCACUACUGCCUGGAGGAGGACGCGGGUCGCCGCCGCUGCAAGUGCGCGCCGGGCUACCAGCUUGGGGACGACUACUUGGAGUGCCGGCCCAAAGUGAAAUUCCCUUGUGGAAGGCCAUUUAGACAAGUUGAGAGACGUCGAAAGUACCUGAAGCGUAGCACAGACCAAGUAGAUCCACAAGCAGACCAAGUGGAUCCACAAGCAGACCAAGUAGAUCCACAAGCAGACCAAGUAGAUCCACGACUUGUCAUGGGGAAGCUGACUUCAUGGGGUGACAGCCCCUGGCAGGUGAUCCUGCUGGACUCGAAGAAGAAGCUGGCCUGUGGGGCUGUGCUCAUCCACACGUUCUGGGUGCUGACGGCGGCCCACUGCAUGGAGGACUCCAAGAAGCUCACCGUCCGGCUAGGAGAGUAUGACCUGAGGCGCAAGGAUAAGUCGGAGGUGGACAUAAGCAUCCAGGAAAUCCUCAUCCACCCCAACUAUAGCCGGAGGACCACAGACAACGACAUCGCGUUGCUGCGCCUGGCGCGGCCCGCCCCGCUCUCGCCGACCAUCCUGCCCAUCUGUCUCCCAGACCGGAAUCUCUCGGAGCGUGAACUCACCCAGGUGGGCCAGGAGACGGUGGUGACCGGCUGGGGCUACCGGAGCGAGACCAAGAGGAACCGCACCUUCGUGCUCAACUACAUCAAGAUUCCUGUAGUCCCGCGCAACGAGUGCAUCCAGGUCAUGCACAACGAGGUGUCGGAGAACAUGCUGUGCGCAGGCAUCUUGGGCGACCCUCGGGACGCCUGUGAGGGUGACAGUGGGGGGCCGAUGGUCGUCCAGUUCCGAGGUACCUGGUUCUUGGUGGGCUUGGUGAGCUGGGGCGAAGGCUGCGGGCGCCUCCACAACUACGGCGUCUACACCAAAGUCAGCCGCUACCUCGACUGGAUCCACGACCACAUCAGGCGCGCAGAGUCUCUGCUCAAGAACCAGUCCCCCUAGUGUCCCUCAUCCUGGCCCUACACCCCGGUGGGUCACUCUUGGAAUGGGGGCUGACCUG
Sorex araneus (European shrew) is the source of this 1824-nucleotide messenger RNA. It is a transcript of the gene PROC, whose product is annotated as protein C, inactivator of coagulation factors Va and VIIIa. Gene Ontology annotation, biological process: blood coagulation; proteolysis. Gene Ontology annotation, molecular function: calcium ion binding; serine-type endopeptidase activity. The transcript has 8 exons. Lineage: Eukaryota; Metazoa; Chordata; Mammalia; Eulipotyphla; Soricidae. Gene Ontology annotation, cellular component: extracellular region. Bases 216 to 1766 code for a protein of 516 amino acids. The record is from RefSeq and is a predicted model, not a curated record.